AACAAUAAUAACACGUGCAAUCAAAUUUAAAUAAAAAAUAAACAAAAAGAUAAAAUAGUUUUUGAUGAUUGGUGGCCUUACCUGUCUCAAUUGGACAGUCCCGCCUCCUUACACCUGACGCUGAUAAAAGAUUUGUCCAUCAUAGAACGUCGUGUGGCAGUAGCCAAAAUCAGCAUGACAACACGGAUAGAAAGCCUACUUCAAAGCCCCUUAGAGUCUCGAGGUUUGCCUCUUCACCUGUGGUCAACAGACAUACCACAAGACUUAAAGACUAGAACACACUCGCAUCCAUGUAGCCCAGAACCUUGGCUUCUGCCAGGCUGCAGUUCAGUGUAUGACAGUCUUGUAAGGAUACCCUCUUCUAGUUUCUCUAAAAUGCCACAGUCAACUUCACAUAAUGGAGAAAAGACUUCUGUUCAGAAGCCUCGCAGGUCCUCAAUCCUUGAAAGGUGUAUCUUGAAGAUAUCUACAGCAAGUGUUGUUGUUGGAACAGAGGACCUUGAUGGGAUUAAGAGGUCACCAGGGCUGCAGUGGUGCCCUCAAAAUGCUGACCUGUCACAAUUUGAGACUAAUGAGGCCGUUUUGAAGCGCAGACAAAAACAGAUUCAGUAUGGAAAGAACACCUGUGGCUACCAGAAAUAUGAGCAGCAGGUUCCAAAGCGUCUACGGGUCCCUGGGAUUCACCCUUCCACUCCCAACAAAUACCGCAAAUAUAGCCGUAGAUCUUGGGAUAUGCAAGUCAGGCUCUGGCGUAGAGCACUUCAUGCGUGGGACCCACCAUCUGCCUCUCCAAAAGACACGGAGGGGCAAGACCCAGUUGAUCAACUGCAGAGCUUGCUUGAGAAGAUGAAUACGGAGUUGUGCGAAGGUGGAGAAAAUGAGGAAACGCGGUGGGAAAUUGCACAAGAUUCAAGCACGUCCCUAAUUUCUCAACCUAUGGAGUUAUCGACCGAUGGUCUUUGGCUAUCUUCCAAUGCUUCUCAACUUGAUGUCCCAUGUCAUCAGAGCCAGACCUCUCAGCUUGGAUUGGGCUAUACCUUUAGUAGUCACCUAUCAGCGCAGGAGAACGUUCUAGGAUGGUUGCGAUUCCUCCUCGAGGCCGACCACAACUGGGAUCAGGCACCUUUGCUGCAUGAAGAGCCUUUCUGGAGAUGUACAUAGUGUCUUGUCAAAUUAAGCGUUUGGUCUCCACAAAUCAUGUGCAACUUUUUUCAGCAAUGUUGUAUGUUCUACACUUGGAUCACUAGCGUCAGUUUAGUAUGUUGUUGAAUUACAGUAGUCAACAUUUGAAGUGGAUCAAAAAAAGUUAAUCAAAGUUGUCCUAGACAAGAACGGGUAUUGUUCUGAUCUUCGGACAACUUUGAUGAACCUUUUUGAUCCACUUCAAAUGUUGACUACUGUAUAUAGCGUGCCAUCAAUGUUUCCUCUCCAUAUAAAUGUUAUUAUUGCACACUUACACGUGCUAGUUAUCACUUCUUUGUUUGCACCUUAGUUUCUAGCUAUUUCUUCACUCCCUUUCCUCUUUUUAAAAAAAAACACAUGUUCUGAUCAUGAUUUGUUGCGGGUUCUCGACACUUUUCUUUCUACUGUUUUCUUCACAUCACUGUUUUUCUAAAAACAGACGAAGUUUAGACUUUUUAUUUUUGUGUGCGUUGACCUCUAAUGUGAAUUGAAAGCAAAGUUAAUAAAGAUGUGGACUGGCUUAUGUGAAUCUGCAUUGUGAUAUUCUAAAGUUGUAAGUCCAUUUAAG
Molecule: messenger RNA, 1750 nt
Organism: Triplophysa rosa
Lineage: Eukaryota; Metazoa; Chordata; Actinopteri; Cypriniformes; Nemacheilidae
Gene: slbp2
Product: stem-loop binding protein 2
Exons: 8
Coding region: 175-1161 (328 amino acids)
Biological process (GO): mRNA transport; mRNA 3'-end processing by stem-loop binding and cleavage
Cellular component (GO): cytoplasm; histone pre-mRNA 3'end processing complex
Molecular function (GO): mRNA binding; histone pre-mRNA stem-loop binding
Source: RefSeq, a predicted model, not a curated record